UUGGGGUGCCAGGGGCACCAGGGAGCUUCUGGGGACUUCUGCUGCAGGAGGCGGUGACUCCCUGGGGGAGGGAAGCAGCAGAAAUGGCUUCAAUGACGGACCAGCAGGCUGAAGCCCGUGCCUUCCUCAGCGAGGAGAUGAUCGCAGAGUUCAAGGCCGCCUUCGACAUGUUUGAUGCGGACGGCGGCGGGGACAUCAGCACCAAGGAGCUGGGGACAGUGAUGAGGAUGCUGGGCCAGAACCCCACCAAGGAGGAGCUGGACGCCAUCAUAGAGGAGGUGGAUGAGGAUGGUGAGUGGCCCUCGGGGCAGCGGACAGACCUCCGCAGCGCCCUGGGAGCAGCUCUGCCUCCGCGCGCCCUGCCUAGCCUCCUGCCAAAGCCGCCUUUCCCGCAGCACACCGCUCGCUGCACGCGCCCUGGCUCGCUGCUCCUCCGCCCGUCCUAG
This is a messenger RNA of Pygoscelis adeliae (Adelie penguin), 446 nucleotides long. RefSeq names its product troponin C type 2 (fast) (gene TNNC2). The record is from RefSeq and is a predicted model, not a curated record. Gene Ontology annotation, cellular component: myosin II complex. Gene Ontology annotation, molecular function: calcium ion binding. The transcript is spliced from 4 exons. Lineage: Eukaryota; Metazoa; Chordata; Aves; Sphenisciformes; Spheniscidae. Bases 84 to 446 code for a protein of 120 amino acids.